UUGGAUGAGAUGAGAGAUGGUGUGUGAGUUUAAGUAGUGGAAUCGCUUGAAUAAAUAACAGGGUUGAUAUACCUCGUGGUUGAUAUUGGCAUACCUCGAUGUUUGGAAUAUUUUCACUACUAAUAAUCUAGCAUAAAAGGGAAGAAGUGUCUUGAAGUUAGCGAAAACAGCAACAACAAAUAGUAACAACAACAACAACUGCAGUUGUGUCAGUAAGAGUGGUAAUUCAUCGAUGCGGAUGUCAUGUGAACUUGAUAACUGUUAAGUUUUUGUUAAAAUAUUUCAGAUAGUUAAGUAAAACAAACUACACUGGAGAGAGGAAUACUAAAAGUAGAUGAAAAGCUUUGGGUCCAUCAUCGAUUACAAUUAACUGAGAGUUUGAAUUGUUUUAUUUAAAAAAAUCCGAUAAAGAUCACGAAUUGUGAAAAAAGAAACUGCAUUACUUGCGCAGAGAAACCAUGAAACCAUAGCGUCUGGUUAUGUCACCACAACGGCAUAGAACCAUGGGAGAGUUAAUAGGUGAAUCGCGUGCCGGUUUAGUGGAGAGAUUAGAGCUCGGAAAGUUAGACUGUGGAUCCACAAGAUCACCCUUUCAAAUGUCCCGCACCAACCUACUGGGUAAACCAAUUAAAUCCAUUAGUCGCUGCCGUGAUCCCCGCUACAGGAGGAAGCAAGUAAUGAUCUACAAUUUUCUGGAGAGACCACAUGGCCUUAAACCAGCUCUUUACCAUCUCAAUAUGUUUAUGAUGGUGUUCAUGUGUUUGGUACUAAGUGUAUUCUCCACUAUUAACGACUUUGAGGAAGUUGCCAGUGCAAUACUAUUUAGAAUGGAAGUAGUGAUGAUCGUAUGGUUUACUAUAGAGUUCUUCCUCCGCCUCUGGUCAGCUGGCUGUAGAUCACGUUACCAAGGUCUGUUAGGUCGAAUAAAGUUCCUGCGUAGUCCUUUCUGUGUGAUAGAUAUUAUUGUUAUUGCCGCUUCUUUUGUGGUGAUAGCCAUGGGAAGUAGCGGCCAGGUAUUCGCCACUUCUGCCCUACGUGGUCUCCGUUUUUUCCAGAUUCUACGGAUGGUACGGAUGGACAGAAGGGGUGGCACAUGGAAAUUGCUGGGAUCAGUUGUGUAUGCACACCGUCAGGAGCUCAUUACUACACUCUACAUCGGGUUUCUAGGUUUGAUUUUUUCAUCAUUCUUAGUUUACCUUGCCGAAAAGGAUCAAAAACCCACCAACUUUACUAAUUUUGCCGAUGCUCUUUGGUGGGGUGUGAUAACAUUGUGUACGGUUGGAUAUGGUGACACUGUUCCUACAACUUGGCCAGGGAAGAUUAUAGCAGCGUUCUGUGCUUUGCUUGGCAUCUCUUUCUUUGCUCUUCCUGCGGGAAUUAUGGGAUCCGGAUUAGCUUUAAAAGUACAACAGCAACAAAGACAGAAACACAUGAUUCGGAGACGAGCCCCAGCUGCCACGCUUAUCCAGUGCCUGUGGAGGUGCUACGCAGCAGACGAAAACUCAAUGUCUGUAGCUACCUGGAAAAUCCACCAGGUGCCAAUUCCAAGUUCACCUCCUGUACGAAGUAACUCAAGUUUCAAGCACAAUGCGUCAUUGGUCAGCCGUUUGUCAACAAUCAGACGUCACAAGCCUACUUCAUCAUCUAUGUAUGGACAUUCUCCGAUGACACGAAACCGUUUCGGUGAAGGUCGCACGGCAGUGGAUAAUUUGGGAGGAAGAUGUUUUAGUGAAGAUAGCGUUUCCAAGGACACUGAAACACUGAAACGAAAUUCAGAUGAUGACGAAACUGAAGAACCAAAGUUGACAGUGUUGACUAAGCAGCACAAAGACGCCAUUAGAGCACUUCGGAAAAUAAAAUAUUUCGUAGCUCGAAGAAAGUUCAAAGAAGCUCUAAAGCCAUACGACGUAAAGGACGUAAUAGAACAAUAUUCAGCCGGCCAUGUUGAUUUACUCGCUAGAGUUAAGAAUCUCCAGGGAAGGUUGGACAUGAUAUUAGGAACCGCUGGAUCAAAAGCCAAGGAUGUUUAUGAUUCCAGGAUUAGCUUGUCCUCAAGGAUCGUUAAAGUAGAACGUUCGGUAGAACAUAUAGAAGCGAAGAUAGAUAAGCUGAUGGAUAUAUUUCUUGAAGACCGACAACGAAGGAACACCAUGGCAAGUCAAACGUCUGUCCAACCAAACACAACCCAAACCAGUCCCACACCAACAGCUCUACCUAAACCCAAAUCAAUUCUCGUAGAUAAACAAGCUAGUGAACCAAAUACUCCAAUUUCGAAAAGCUUUGGGCGGUCCAUGCAGCGAGGAAAUUCAGACCUGUGUCAGAGGUUAAAGAAGCGUGUAACAUUACGUCAUUCAUUAGACACGACCACCCCUACUAUUACAGACGUAUCAAUGAGUGAGAGUCAAGACCUUUCAAGGGAAUUGGUUAUUGGAACAUGUCCCUGCAUCAAGAUCGAAGAUGAUUCACAAGUGGAUUCAACAAACACUCUCAACACGUUAGUGAAAUCCAUGUCGUUGGAUCGGCUUUCUGAAUGAAACUCUAAAACGGAAGUACGAUCCUUAAAUCAAAUUACAGACUUUCAUGUGAACGAGCCAACAGUUUGAACUGUUAUAUGACCACUUUUAUCCU
This is a messenger RNA of Limulus polyphemus (Atlantic horseshoe crab), 2628 nucleotides long. Its product is annotated as potassium voltage-gated channel subfamily KQT member 1-like. The transcript has 13 exons. Bases 480 to 2534 code for a protein of 684 amino acids. Gene Ontology annotation, molecular function: voltage-gated potassium channel activity. The record is from RefSeq and is a predicted model, not a curated record. Gene Ontology annotation, biological process: potassium ion transport; transmembrane transport. Lineage: Eukaryota; Metazoa; Arthropoda; Merostomata; Xiphosura; Limulidae. Gene Ontology annotation, cellular component: membrane.